UGCAGGUUGCAACCCCCCAAAACGACGUCGUUUUGGGGGAUUUUGGCCAAUCCAGUAAUAAUACAAAACUACGCCGUUUUGAGAUCCCUAAUUCCCUCAAAUAUGCCGCCCAAAACUCCCCCAAAUAUUUACGAUUCUUUUAGGGUUGAGUUUGAAACGACAACCAUGGAAACGGCAACUAUGGACGUCUAUAGCCCAGAACAGCCAUGCAACUCGACCCUUGCUGUUCCUCCAUUGCCGUCGCCAAAAGACACCACUUCGUCACCUCUGUUGCCGCCCACAAUUGUUGAUGGCGCACCAUCGACGCCGCCCACAACCGUUGAUCGUGCACCUCCUACCUCUCCGAACCGAAUGGAAGGUGGUACUGGACCUGAGGAGACUAUGAAAGAGUUGUCCAAAGAUUACUCUCUUUCUCUUGGAAUGAAAUUUGAAUCGGAGGAGGAUGCAUAUGAGUUUUACAAUGAUCAUGCAAGAAUUAUGGGUUUUGGCAUUAGAAGAUGUUAUUGCACAAACAGCAAAAAAGAUGGUAUAAUGAUUAAUCGGAAGUUUGUUUGUAGUAAGGAAGGCGAGAGAGAGACAGAUAAUCGGUCCCUAGUGGUAGAACAACCUUGAAGGGAGACAAGAACUAAAUGCAUUGCGUUCAUGUACAUAGCAUUUAACCGACAAAAAUCAAAAUGGUCUGUGACGAAGUUUGAAGAAAAUCACAAUCACGUUUUCCAUGAUCCUAAAACUUCUUUUUUGUUGCGCUCUCAAAGAAGGAUACGUGAGGCACAAGCUCUAAAUAUCGAGUUAGCCGUUGACAGCGGUUUAUCGGUUAAGGCAUCACAUGAUCUUAUUAGUGCCCAAUCUGGGGAGAGGGAAAACGUAGGCUUCACACUAGACGACCAUAGAAGUUACUUGCGUGCAAGAAGACAGAGGAGCUUACAAUAUGGUGAAGCUGGGGCUUUGUUAGGAUACUUUCAAACUCGAGUGGCUGAAAAUCCUUACUUUUUCUAUGACAUUCAAUUGGAUAUUGAGGAAAAGAUUACUAAUAUUUUUUGGGCUGACCAUGAGAUGAUCACAGAUUAUGGACUUUUCGGAGAUGUUGUGUCUUUUGACACAACAUUCCAA
This is a messenger RNA of Rhododendron vialii, 1110 nucleotides long. Its product is annotated as protein FAR1-RELATED SEQUENCE 12-like. NCBI's taxonomy places the organism in Eukaryota, Viridiplantae, Streptophyta, Magnoliopsida, Ericales, Ericaceae. The record is from RefSeq and is a predicted model, not a curated record. The coding region runs from base 103 to 612 and encodes 169 amino acids. The transcript is spliced from 2 exons.